Dictyostelium discoideum AX4 is the source of this 315-nucleotide messenger RNA. RefSeq lists its product as hypothetical. The transcript has a single exon. Gene Ontology annotation, molecular function: carbohydrate binding. NCBI's taxonomy places the organism in Eukaryota, Evosea, Eumycetozoa, Dictyosteliales, Dictyosteliaceae. The coding region runs from base 1 to 315 and encodes 104 amino acids. The record is from RefSeq and is a predicted model, not a curated record.
AUGAUUAUUCAACUAACACCCUCAUUACAAGGCAAAGUUGGUUCAAUUUGGAGUAGAAAAAAAGUAACAAUAGAUAAUGGGUUUCAAUGUGAAUUUACAUUUAAUGUCUCAAGAAGAGGUGCUGAUGGAUUUGCUUUUAUUCUUCAAACAAAUGGAAUUAAUGAAAUUAAGCAAGCUGGGAGUGAGUUGGGCUAUAAUCAAAUGGCAAAUGGUAUAAUUGCAAUAGAAUUUGAUACAUUUAGCAAUCAAGAAAUGGGUGAUCCUUGUUCUAACCAUAAUUCUAUUCAAAGACCAACUCCAAACCAAUCCCUAUAA